Molecule: messenger RNA, 718 nt
Organism: Phyllotreta striolata
Lineage: Eukaryota; Metazoa; Arthropoda; Insecta; Coleoptera; Chrysomelidae
Source: the annotation of a GenBank genome assembly
AGAUGAAAAUAGUUUUAGUAUUAGCAGCGGUGGCCUGCGCGUAUGCGGCCGCAGAACCCGCCAUAAACGAAGUUAGACCAGUUUCAAAUAGGCCGGGAAGGUUCCUUUCCCUACCGGUACCUCAAAAAUGCGCAAACCGACCGAAGCAAUUCUUCUUCAGGGGACACAAUUAUUUCUUCAGCGGUAGCAUACCCGAAUUGGCCAACAGGAAAGUCGACUGGUUAGACGGCAGGAAUAUCUGCAGGGAGUACUGCAUGGAUCUCGUUACCUUGGAAACACAGGAAGAAAAUAACAUGAUCUUCAGACUGAUACAACAAAACGAUGUUCCGUACAUCUGGACAUCUGGAAGGCUUUGCGACUUCAAAGGCUGCGAAAACCGCCCAGAUCUCGAGCCCAAGAACGUCUUCGGUUGGUUCUGGUCCUCCAACCGUGAAAAGAUUCAGCCCACGAAUCGUACGCCCAACGGUUGGAGCUACAACCCGUGGUCCCAAACCGGCCACAAAAAGCAAAGGCAGCCCGACAACGCGGAAUUCGACAUCAACAGCACGACCGAGUCCUGUCUAUCGAUCCUCAACAACGUCUAUAAUGAUGGUAUCGCGUGGCACGACGUCGCCUGUUAUCACGAGAAGCCCAUCGUCUGCGAGGAUUCCGACGAGUUGUUGAAUUACGUGGCGUCCACCAAUCGCGGACUUCGCUUGUAGAUUUGAAUUCGGGACUU